Messenger RNA from Entamoeba nuttalli P19, 1338 nucleotides. RefSeq names its product zinc finger domain containing protein. Lineage: Eukaryota; Evosea; Mastigamoebida; Endamoebidae. Gene Ontology annotation, molecular function: zinc ion binding. The transcript has a single exon. Bases 1 to 1338 code for a protein of 445 amino acids. The record is from RefSeq and is a predicted model, not a curated record.
AUGAAUAACGAAGUAGAUAACCAAGAAUAUCCUAAAAUAUGUCGUAUUUGUUUAGAUCCUAAUAGUGAUGAAGAACUUAUUUCUCCAUGUGGAUGUGAUGGACCAAACAAGUGGGUACAUAGAUCAUGUAUUAAUGCUUAUAGAAUUUUUUGUAAUGAUCCUGUUGCUUUUGGCAAAUGUUUACAAUGUGGAGUAGAUUAUACAUUUAAACAUGUUGUUGAACAUUCUGUUUCUUGUUUGAUUACAAAGUUUAUUUUUAAAUUAAUUUUUCAAAUAUUAUUCUUAUUCAUUGCAAUUUGCUUAUUUGUAUUUGUCUCUGGAUUAAUUCCUUAUACAAUUGAUAAUUAUUCUACUCAUUAUUUCUUAUCAGAAAAUGAUAGUACUUGCCAUUUUUUCUCUGACCCUUAUUUCUUUGUUAGAGAUAUGGUUUUGGGUCUUGGGUUAGACUGUUUUGUUUUAGGACUCUGGAGUAUUUGUGGAAUGAUUUCAAGAUGUCUAUGUGGAGAACAUAAAGAUACUGAUGAUGAUGAAUUGUCUCAUACUGAUGCUCAACGUUUAGGAGCUUGUUGUAGUCUUUCUUUAUGUUGUAUGCCAUUUAUUUAUAAGAGAUCUAUAUUAUCAAGGUAUGGAUGUUGUUAUGGAUGUUUUAUGUUUCCAAAUACCUGUCCUAAUUGUCAUGAUUGUUUGGGAUGUGGAUUAGCAACUUGUAUGUGUUGUGACUGGUGUGCUGAUUGUUGUUAUGUUUCUCCUUAUCAUCGUUCAAUACAUAAUGAUAAUUGUUGUGCGUUAAGUAUUUAUCUUUGUGCUGAAGGGUGUAGAGGUUGUGCAGACACAUGUAAUGCAUGUGAUGCAUGUUUAAAAUGUGAUUGUGGUAAUAGCUAUAAUAGUUGUGGUAAUUGUAAUAAUUGUGAUUGUUCUGGAUGUGGAGGAGAUUGUAAAGGAGGAAGUAGUGGAUCAGGCAUAGGAUUAAUAGGAAUUAUUAUAUUAGUAAUCAUUGGUAUUAUUGUUUGUAUAGGUGCUAUAGUAGGAGUUAUUGCCUUAGUUGUACUUCUUUGUUAUCUUAUUCGAUUAAAUUACAGUUAUAUAAAGAGGCAAGCAGAAUCUGAAGUUUAUAUCAUUGAUAAUUGGGAUGAAUCAAUUCACCCAAUGCCAACUCGUAAUCCACCAGCUCCUGUUUAUUAUAAUCAACAACCAACAUAUGAAGCUCCAAUAAUAAAUCCACAAACAAUUAAUAUGUCAGUAUUUAAUCAACAACCAGCUGAGCAAGCUCCAUUAUUAGGAGUUGAUAUUAAUACUACAUCAGCUAGUAUCCCACCUCCAUCGAAUCAGUAUUAUUAA